Molecule: messenger RNA, 992 nt
Organism: Ricinus communis (castor bean)
Lineage: Eukaryota; Viridiplantae; Streptophyta; Magnoliopsida; Malpighiales; Euphorbiaceae
Exons: 4
Coding region: 328-909 (193 amino acids)
Source: RefSeq, a predicted model, not a curated record
GUUAGCAUUUGACAACUAGGAAAAGAGUUGGGAAGUGGAAAGUGGAAAGAAAUAUUCAGAAAUUGAAAAAUACCAAAAAUAGAUUUUUUUAAGAAAAAAGAAGUAAAUGACAUAUGUAAUUCCUUUGUUACUCUUGUCAAUAUUCUUCCAGAUUCGUAGAAAUCGUAAGAGAUUGGUUACAAGGUACGAACAGAAGAAAACAGAUUUCUUUCAGAAUCUUUUUCUUUUCUUUUCGGCUUCUAAUCAAAUUUCUCUUUCUCUCUUGUAACCUUCAUCUCACUCUUGUUCUCUACAAAACAGUUUGAAGGGUGUUGAACACAAUCAUCAAUGGCUGUUUCUGUUACGCAAAUGUCUAUAAUUGUUGGAAUUCUGGGUGCACUGUCCUUUAUUUUUGGUGUAAUCGCUGAAAAUAAGAAGCCUGCAGCUGGAACUCCAAUAACUGGAAAAGGUGUAGUGAUUUGCAAGUAUCCAUCUGAUCCAACUGUUGCCUUGGGUUAUCUAUCUUUUGCAUUUCUUGUAGCAUCUACAGUGGCUGGCUAUCUGUCUCUUUUUUAUCCUUAUAAAGGCAAAUCUGUUCCUCAAUCUGUGUUGUUUCAAAGUGCCAGUUUUUCUACAUUCUUCAGCAUUUCCUUGUUUACUGGGGGAUUAGCAGCCACUCUGCUUUUAUGGCCAACAAUCACAGAGCAAUUCCAUUUGACUCGCAAGGUUCAUCACAAUCUCGAGACUACUUGCCCUACUGCUAAGACUGGUCUCCUUGGUGGGGGUGCAUUUGUCUCUCUUGACUCGGCCCUCUUCUGGUUAGUUUCCCUUAUGUUAGCUGAUAAUGCGCGCGAGGACUACUUUGAAGAGGUGGAGAAUGAGUGCAAGCCUGAAUAUAAUGCACCUGCACAUCUCAAGGGCACUGCAUAAGCUUGAGAAAUAUUUCCCUGUAUUCUGUCUUUGGCUUUAGACAUUUACAUGCCACAUUAAUAAAUUGUUAAUUAGCAUGAUCA